UCUGAAUUCCUCAAUUGGAAUGGCCCAUUCAUGGUGGAAGCAUCCCGAUUGCACAACCCAACCCUGGACAGAGCUGACACCUGCAGCUCCGUGGCAAUAAAAAGGCGAGGGAGCCCUGCGAGGAGCACAGCCACCCGUCCGCCUGCUGCAGAGAUGGUGCCGACGACCUCCCUCCUGCUGCUGCUCGGCCUGGCCCUGCUGGCCCCUGGCCUCUCUGCUGACCAGUGCGUGCUGACUGGACGCUGGAUCAAUGACCUGGGCUCCGACGUGACCAUCGGGGCUGUGAACAGCAAUGGUGAGUUUGCCGGCACCUUCCACACGGCUGUGAUGACCCCGACAAAAGAUAUCAAAGCAUCACCUCUGGUGGGAAUCCAGCACACCAAGACCCAGCCCACUUUUGGCUUCACUGUCAACUGGAAUUUUACAGACUCUACCACCGUCUUCACGGGCCAGUGCUUCGUGGACAUAGAGGGCAAGGAGAUCCUGAAGGGCAUGUGGCUCCUGCAGUCACACGUCAACAGCAUCAAAGAUGACUGGAAAGCCACCAAGGUCGGCACCGACACCUUCACCCGCCGGCCAGAAGUGAUGGAGUGAGGCUGGCCCCGUGGGGGUCCCAAGGCUGGCCACUGGCUUCUAGAGGCCUUGUGGCACCUGAAGGGGGCUACAGGAGAGCUGGGGUGGGACUCUGUGCCGGGGGGUGAUAGGACAACGGGGAAUGGCUUUAAACUAUAAUAAGGGGGAUUUAGAUUAGAUACAUGUAUUCGUAAGAAAUUCUUCACUCAGAGGUGGUGAGGCCCUGUCCCAGGCUGCCCAGAGAAGCUGUGGCUGCCCCAUCCCUGG
Messenger RNA from Anas platyrhynchos (mallard), 840 nucleotides. RefSeq names its product avidin. Lineage: Eukaryota; Metazoa; Chordata; Aves; Anseriformes; Anatidae. The record is from RefSeq and is a predicted model, not a curated record. Gene Ontology annotation, molecular function: biotin binding.